Molecule: messenger RNA, 823 nt
Organism: Sinocyclocheilus grahami
Lineage: Eukaryota; Metazoa; Chordata; Actinopteri; Cypriniformes; Cyprinidae
Product: glycosyltransferase family 92 protein F13G3.3-like
Exons: 3
Coding region: 23-823 (266 amino acids)
Cellular component (GO): cytoplasm
Molecular function (GO): glycosyltransferase activity
Source: RefSeq, a predicted model, not a curated record
GAAAGAUUCAGCUGACCUCAAAAUGGAAUAUCUGCCAAUAAAAAAUAAGGCUGUACAAGAGACUUUCAUAUUUAACUUCACCGUUUGCAUCUCUAACCUUUUUGGCGACUACAACAAUGUACUGCAGUUUGCUCAAACGAUGGAGAUGUACAAGCUUUUGGGAGUACAGCAUGUGGUCAUCUAUAAAACUGGUUGUGGACCAGACUUGAAAAAGCUCUUAAAACAUUAUGAAACAGAGGGGAUACUGGAGAUCGUUCCAUGGCCUAUCGACCAGUUUCUGAACCCUGCAUCAGGCUGGAACAUCAAGCACCACAAGGGAGACAUUCAGUAUUAUGGUCAGUUAGUAACACUCAACGAGUGCAUUUACAGGCACAUGUACCAGUCAAAGUAUGUUCUCCUGAAUGACAUUGAUGAAAUCAUCAUGCCUUACAAACACACCAGUUUACCAUCUCUAAUGGAGGACCUCCAGUCUGCUCAUCCCAAUAUAGGGGUGUUCCUCAUAGAGAACCACAUAUUCCCUAAAACACAGUCUGAGGAGAGUGGGAAGUUCAAACGAGCAGAAUGGAAUAAUAUCCCAGGUGUCAAUAUCAUGGAGCACAUUUACAGAGAACCAAGUCGAAAAAACAUUUACAAUCCCACAAAGAUGAUUGUCAACCCAAGGAAGGUGCAGCAAACGAUUGUACAUGUGAGAGUCCCACUGCAGAGGCGUCUUACCAAAGAGCAACUCUUUGUAGACAAAAGAGUCUGGGACUUUGAGCAAGAGCUGAUACAGAACGUUGACCAGACUUUGAAACGUUCUGGUUUCCUGAAGGCUUCUAGUUGA